UUAAAGCAAAAUGGCAUUGCAAAAGUUACCUCUCAUGUCCAUUGGGCUCCUUUUGCUCCUAAUCAUCGUCGGUUCUCCGGUAAAUGCCGAUGGACCGGUUUGCCCACCGACACCGUCCAACAAACUAAGCCGGGCACAUUUUCCUGAAGGUUUCUUAUUUGGCACAGCGACUGCGGCAUAUCAGGUUGAAGGUGCAGUUAAUGAAACUUGUCGUGGACCGUCCGUGUGGGAUAUCUAUUGUAAGAAAUAUCCAGAAAAAUGCAAUGGCGAUAACGGUACUCAGGCCGUUGAGUUCUUCUAUCGUUAUAAGGAAGAUGUCCAAUUAAUGAAGAAUCUCAACACAGACGCCUUCAGAUUAUCUAUCUCGUGGACGAGAAUUUUUCCUCGUGGAAACUGGAGUUUAAUCGACGAGCUCAACAGAAAUAGUAUAAUUCCGUUUGUGACUGUUUUUCAUUGGGACACUCCACAAUCUCUAGAAAAUGAAUAUGGCGGCUUCUUAAGCGCAAACAUUGUGAAAGAUUUUCGGGAGUAUGCUGAGUAUGUUUUCCAAGAGUAUGGUGGAAAAGUGAAGCAUUGGAUCACUUUUAACGAGCCAUGGGUUUUCGCACACGCCGGUUAUGACGUGGGUAAGAAAGCUCCAGGACGUUGUUCUCCUUACGCCAAGGAAAGAACCGUCAAGGGAGAAUGCCUAGGUGGAAGAUCAGGUUAUGAGGCUUAUCUAGUCAGUCACAACCUGCUCAACGCUCACGCAGAAGCCGUUGAAGCUUUUCGACAAUGCGAAAAAUGUAAAGGUGGGAAGAUCGGAAUCGCACAUAGUCCGGCUUGGUUUGAACCACAUGACUUUAAGGAUGCACAAAAUGGUGCGACCGUUGACCGUGCACUUGACUUUAUAAUGGGAUGGCAUCUGGACACAACUAUGUUUGGGGAUUAUCCUUAAAUAAUGAAAGACAUUGUUGGACAUAGAUUACCUAAGUUUACCACUGAGCAGAAAGCAAAACUGAGAAACUCAGCUGAUUUCGUAGGGAUCAACUACUAUACUUCCACAUUUUCAAACCAUAUGGAGAAGCCAAAUCAUGCAGAACUAAGAUUUAAACAAGAUUCUCUUGUUGAAUGGAAAGAUAAAAAUAUAAACGAAGUCAGUAUUGGUAGCAAGCCUGCGACCGCUGAGCUGGCGGUUUAUUCUAGAGGCUUUAGAAAAGUUUUGAAGUACGUCAAGGAUAAAUACGCAAAUCCAGAAAUUAUCAUCAUGGAAAAUGGAUAUGGAGAGAAACUUGGAGACAACGAUACAGUUGCAGUUGGUACUGCUGAUUACAACAGAGAAACUUAUCUUAAGAGGCAUCUUUUGAGUAUGUACGAAGCUAUUUGCGAAGACAAGGUGAAUGUUACAGGAUAUUUUGUAUGGUCAUUGCUGGAUAACUUCGAGUGGCAAGAAGGCUUUAAAACCAGAUUUGGACUAUAUUACAUUGACUUCAAAAACAACCUCACACGUCAUGAGAAAGUUUCAGGCAAGUAUUAUAGAGAAUUUCUUAGUCAAGGUGUUCGUCCAUCCGCGAUCAAGAAGGAUGAGCUUUGAGCUAUAUUUGGAGGGUUUGGUUUCGUUUCAAUGUUUAUUUCUUAUGCUUAGUGUGUGACUGACCAAGAUUCAUUAGGUCUUGGUUAGGAUAAUAAAAACGUUCGUCCUUCCAUGAUCAAGAUCAGUGAUAAGCUUUGUGCUAUAUUUGGAGGAUUUGAAUUCGUUUC
This is a messenger RNA of Arabidopsis lyrata subsp. lyrata, 1740 nucleotides long. Its product is annotated as beta-glucosidase 24. NCBI's taxonomy places the organism in Eukaryota, Viridiplantae, Streptophyta, Magnoliopsida, Brassicales, Brassicaceae. The transcript is spliced from 13 exons. Gene Ontology annotation, biological process: carbohydrate metabolic process. Gene Ontology annotation, molecular function: beta-glucosidase activity. The record is from RefSeq and is a predicted model, not a curated record.